This is a messenger RNA of Melanotaenia boesemani (Boeseman's rainbowfish), 4114 nucleotides long. It is a transcript of the gene aco2, whose product is annotated as aconitase 2, mitochondrial. The coding region runs from base 33 to 2381 and encodes 782 amino acids. Gene Ontology annotation, cellular component: cytosol; mitochondrion. The record is from RefSeq and is a predicted model, not a curated record. Gene Ontology annotation, biological process: tricarboxylic acid cycle. The transcript is spliced from 17 exons. NCBI's taxonomy places the organism in Eukaryota, Metazoa, Chordata, Actinopteri, Atheriniformes, Melanotaeniidae. Gene Ontology annotation, molecular function: aconitate hydratase activity; 4 iron, 4 sulfur cluster binding.
CACAGUCCCUCACAUCUUUGUCAGUGAACAAAAUGGCAACCUACUGUCUGACUGUUGCCCGGGUCCAGCUGGCCCUGGGCCAUGGUGUACGGCGCCUUCAUGUAUCAGCUGCUUACAGAGCAAAGGCCAACGUGGCUAUGAGCCGCUUUGAGCCCUCUUCCUUUAUCAAUUACAAGAAACUCCAGUCCAACGUCGACAUUGUGCGAAAAAGGCUCGCCCGGCCACUCACCCUCUCAGAAAAGAUUGUGUACGGCCACCUUGAUGAUCCCCACAACCAGGAGAUCGAUCGCGGCCGCACAUACCUGCGGCUGCGUCCCGACCGCGUGGCUAUGCAGGACGCCACAGCCCAGAUGGCGAUGCUGCAGUUCAUCAGCAGCGGCCUGCCAAAGGUGGCUGUGCCCUCCACCAUUCACUGUGAUCAUCUGAUCGAGGCCCAGAUUGGAGGGGAGAAGGAUUUGGCCCGGGCAAAGGAAGUGAACCAGGAGGUCUACAAUUUCCUGUCCAGUGCUGGGGCAAAAUAUGGGGUUGGCUUCUGGAAACCUGGCUCUGGAAUCAUCCAUCAGAUCAUCCUUGAGAACUAUGCCUACCCAGGAGUGAUGCUCAUUGGCACAGACUCCCACACACCAAACGGUGGUGGACUUGGUUCCAUCUGCAUUGGAGUGGGUGGAGCUGAUGCAGUAGAUGUCAUGGCAGGAAUUCCCUGGGAGCUGAAGUGUCCCAAGGUGAUUGGUGUGAGACUGACCGGCACCCUCUCUGGCUGGACGUCCCCUAAGGAUAUCAUCUUGAAAGUGGCUGGCAUCCUGACGGUAAAGGGAGGCACAGGAGCCAUCGUGGAAUACCAUGGACCAGGAGUCGACUCCAUUUCUUGCACUGGAAUGGCCACCAUUUGCAACAUGGGAGCAGAAAUCGGAGCCACAACCUCAGUGUUCCCUUACAACCACCGCAUGAGAACCUACCUGGAGAAGACUGGCCGAGGAGAGAUCGCUGAACUGGCUGAUGAAUACCAAGACUUGCUGGUGCCAGAUGAAGGCUGUGAGUACGACCAGAUCAUCGAGCUGAAUCUGGACGAGCUGAAGCCCCACAUUAACGGACCAUUCACCCCUGAUUUGGCUCACCCAGUGUCUGAAGUUGGUGCUGUGGCUCAGAAGAACGGCUGGCCGCUGGAGGUCAAAGUUGGUCUGAUCGGUAGCUGCACCAACUCCAGCUACGAAGACAUGGGCCGCGCUGCCUCAUUGGCCAAACAGGCUCUGGACAAAGGUCUGAAGUGCAAAGCUCAGUUCACAGUCACCCCAGGUUCAGAGCAGAUUCGUGCCACCAUUGAAAGAGAUGGCUAUUCAAAGAUCCUGAGUGAUGUUGGAGGUGUGGUCCUUGCAAACGCAUGUGGACCCUGCAUUGGGCAGUGGGACAGGCGUGAUGUGAAAAAGGGGGAGAAGAACACCAUCGUCACAUCCUUCAACAGAAACUUUACUGCCAGGAACGAUGCCAACCCUGCAACACACGCCUUUGUUACAUCUCCUGAGAUUGUCACUGCCCUCGCCAUUGCCGGUACAUUAGACUUCAACCCUGAGACAGAUUACCUUACAGCCGCCAAUGGAGAGAAGUUCAAGCUAGAGCCCCCCAGUGGAGAUGAACUACCAGCCAGGGACUUUGACCCAGGCCAGGACACCUACCAGCACCCACCUGGUGAUGGGACCAGCCUCAGUGUGAACGUCAGUCCUCAGAGCAAUCGGCUGCAGCUGCUGGAGCCCUUUGACAAUUGGAGCGGAGGUGAUCUGGAAAGUAUGCAGGUCCUCAUCAAGGUGAAGGGAAAAUGCACCACAGACCACAUCAGUGCCGCAGGACCCUGGUUGAAGUUCCGGGGUCACCUCGAUAACAUCUCCAACAACAUGCUUAUCGGUGCUGUCAACAGUGAGAAUGAUGCAGUCAACAAGAUCAAAAACCAUCUGACAGGAGAGUACGGAGGAGUCCCAGAUGUGGCUCGUCACUACAAGGCCAGCGGUGUGUCUUGGGUUGUGGUUGGAGAUGACAACUACGGCGAGGGCUCCAGCAGAGAGCAUGCAGCUCUGGAGCCCAGGCAUCUAGGCGGAAGAGCCAUCAUUGUAAAGAGCUUCGCCAGAAUUCACGAAACAAACCUAAAGAAGCAGGGUCUGCUCCCCCUGACAUUCAGCAACCCUUCAGACUAUGACAAGAUCCGCCCUGAUGAUAAGAUCUCCAUCAGAGGACUCAAAUCCUUUGCUCCAGGAAAGCCUCUGACCGCAGUAGUGAAGCACAGUGAUGGCAGCGAGGAGACCCUAGAGCUCAACCACAGCUUCAACGAGACACAGAUCCAGUGGUUUCAGGCUGGCUCCGCCCUCAACAGGAUGAAGGCGCUUCAGCAUUGAGGAUAGGAAGAAAUCAUGGAGGAGGAGGAAUAUCAGGGUGAAAACAGGGUGGUGAGGGUUGUGGGGAAGAAGGUGGUAGCAGAAUGUUAAUGGCAGUUUCAUCACCUGGGUUAGCUUGCAGUUUUAACUGAAGUAACAGCCAGUAAACAUCUUAAAAUUUAACUGUAGAGCAAAUUAGGGUUACUUCUAAUAACAAAGCUGUUGAUGAAACAAUAGCACGUUGUCAGUGGUCAGAUUUCUAAUCUAAAACUCAUCAGAACAUACUUUGUUUAAUUUAUUUGAAGCUGCUGUGUUUCAUUAAAGCAGUGAUAGACUGAGCUGCAAAAUCAAGGGGAUACUUAUUGUGCCGCCAUCUGAUGCUUUGCUUGUGUUUUUUCUUUUGCAGCUGUUCAAACAGCUCAGUGCAGUGCAGAGGCCACCUCUCACUGCAGCUUUAUGAUUGUGCUGACCGCUGCAUGGCAAAAAAACAGCUUCAGUUGUUGUUGUUCAGCUUGCCCCUGUUUCAUUUACAGAGAAAUGCUGCCUCUUUGUGCAUCACCCGCUUAGUGAAGCUGUAUCUGCAAGAAUCACAUGGAUCUGAAAAAAACUUGGCUUGUGUUCACCGAGUUAUUGCGAUUUAGUCUGCCCCCUGGUGGCCAUUAGGAGGUAUUGUACUGACAGCUUUUUAUCUAGGCUGGAGUCUGUUUGGUAAAGAUUGUUGAAGAGGCAGAGGGAGCUGACUUCUGGGAUUUAUUGAAAUUGAUUACUGAAUAUCUAACCGUGUGAGACAGCUAGGGGUCAUUUUUGUAUCCAUGUGUUGUAUUAAAGUGUUUUAAUCACUACAGUACUCUGUCAGUACUACAAAUGAUUACAGACAUUUCUAAUCAAACAAACAUGUAUGCUUUAAUGCUGUGUAAGAAUGUGUAAGAAUACUGUAGCUUAUCCUCUUCUUCUCUGCUGCUUUCACUAUUAUCCUGCUCUCCUGAUCAGUUCCAACAUUUUCACAAGCACAUUAUGCAUUUUUUUGUCCCUGUUAUUUAUUAUACUUUUUUUUUCUGCUGCAGGUCCAAACCCUGCAAGGUUUCUCACCCAAACCAUCAAAUAUUUUCAGUGCCCUUUUUUGUAGGGUCUUACACCCCUUUUUGUGAUUUUUUUUUUUUUUUUUUUAAACCCUAAAGAAAUUAAACAGUGUGGUUGGAGGUAGAGUGUCUCCAGAAGGAAAAACCUUGCGAUAAAAAGCUAAUUACCUCUUGCUUUGAUUAAGUAAUGAGGCCAUUCAUUAUAAAACCCAUAUUACUCCGUCUGCCAACGCUUGUCUGUGUCAUAACUAAAAUUCCCUGCAACACCUUUAUAUAGGGAGCUGGGUCAGUCGUUUUGGCAGUUCACACAAAACACCUCAUUUCCUGGUCCGUUAAAGCUUAUUGCACCAAUCAGAUGAAGACUAAAUCCAUCCUCUCCAUGUAAACCACUCCAUGUAAAGAGUCUGAUACCGUGUGCAUUUUGGUGAUUGUGUUUGUUUUCUCACAGAUUAUUUUUUCUGUAUUACAGAAAUACUGAUGGGUUGUAAAAUAAAAAAGUCAGAUGUCAUUUAUUUACACUUUGCUGUGGCUGUUUAUUAAAAAACACAUGCACCGCAGGUAUGUCCAUUCCUCACAGAAUUCUGUUUAUUUCUGAGGUUUUCACUGCAUACAAAAUUAAAUUUCACAGCUCCUGCUGCUUUUGUCACUGGUUAAAUAAAGAGUGCAUCCUGCUCA